Messenger RNA from Ceratitis capitata (Mediterranean fruit fly), 2110 nucleotides. RefSeq lists its product as uncharacterized. The record is from RefSeq and is a predicted model, not a curated record. The transcript has 11 exons. Bases 496 to 1845 code for a protein of 449 amino acids. NCBI's taxonomy places the organism in Eukaryota, Metazoa, Arthropoda, Insecta, Diptera, Tephritidae.
GAAUGCUCCGGCGAGAUCAGUUUAAACGAGACAGUCGAGUGGAAAAGUUGCCAAACGCGGAUAAAACGAGUUGUAUUUGUACAAAAAUAAAGUGACGAAUCGUCGUUGUUGGGGAAACGUCAAAAAAAUUCAUAUUUUUCAGCAUUGAAUAACAAAUGUCAACAUCAUUAUAUUUUUUCAAGUGCGACAUCAAUUACAGUCAAACAGUAGCGGUGUUUGCAAGUGACACCAGUUGAAAUAAAGUGCGUUUAUUGCGAAUUGUUGUUGGAGGAGAAAAAUAAUUUCUGAAAAUCAUUUGUACGAAAGCAAAAAAAAAAAAAAAAACAGGAAAAAAGAAAAAGAGCCACGCAAGUGAAGUAACGCUCUAGAGUUUAUAGUGUAAUUGACAAAGCGUAAAUUCUUAAAGAUUCCAGCGCAAAGGCAUAGUGAAAGCGACAUAUAAACAUACGCACAUACGCAAGUGAAGUAGAAAGAAAGACUUAAGCGCCGUACGCGAUGACCACACAAGCGCAGACAAAACCGUUGUUGUAUGGAGGUGCGGCAAGAAGCCAACUGCUAACGGUCUUGCUAAUUUUUAUCAGCCUGCUGGUUAGCGAGGUUUACACACAAGAACUUUCAACGCAAAAUGAAUUUGCUCCACGCGUAACGGCGACAUGCAAAUCCGGCACAAUGAAUAUCAAAGUGAAAUUCAACGGUCCCUACACGGGUGCAGUGCAUGCGCGUGAUCAUCGAAAUGCGGCCUGCAUGGCCAUGGGUGAUGGCUCCGAUGCGGUGGGCUUUAGCAUAAAUCUGUUGGCGAAACAGGGUGCGUCCGAUUACUGUGGCGUGCUGGUCAGCAACGUGAGUGGUGCCAAUCGUACUGAAGAACGUUCGAUACAGUUGGCGGUGCGUGUGCAUAAAACACUGGAAUUGGCGGAUGAUAAAUUCUAUGUAAUUACUUGCGGCAAAUCUGGUUUUGGACGCGAUGACAACUCACAUGUCAUCUUAAAGUUCCUGGAGAACGAUCGUCGUGUACGUGAAACGGUUUAUGGUCAUGAGUAUAAAAUACGCGCUGAAUUAACGAAGCCAAAUGGUACUUAUGGUAUUCGAGUGGCGAAUUGUUUUGCUUUUGAUAAGAAGAAUAUUAGUAUUGCGUUAAUUGAUGAGCGAGGCUGCCCCGUUGAUGAAGGUAUAAUUUCACAAUUUACUCCCAGCCCCGAUGGUCACAGCGCUGAGGCCGUACUUAAGUCAAUGUUCAAAUUUCCGGAAGACUCUGAAGUUCAUCUACAAUGCGAUGUGAUUCAGUGCUAUGGUCGCUGUAUGGAUGAUGAGGACUGCAAGCAGAUCGCAUUGGCAGGUGCUGGGGGUGUAAGCAAAGGUGGCAAUCGUAAACUGGGAGCUAACGAAGAGGGUUCCAGUUUGGCAGGCACGACAGUAUUUGUGCUGGAUCCAGCAAAGGCGCCAUUGAUCACCGGCGAUUGCGAGGAUAAAAUUCAUCCACCAUGGCUCCUCUGGCUGGCCAUCACACUUGGCGUGCUCUUCCUUAUUAUGCUGCUGAUGAACAUAUUCCUCUGCACCGCAAUGAGUUGUAGUUGUGCGAACACCGAGAUCAUCGAAAAAGAACCAUCUAUCAUUGAAGAAUACGAUCCGUACAGAAGUUGGCAUGGUAGCCAGUAUGGAUCGCGUUACUCACUGCAUGGGCGUGAUGCGCAUAAAGGCUACACAAGCGGUGGCUCGACGAUACACUCGAAUAGGUCGAUUCCCAUUGAUAACGACAAUUAUGCUAUUGUACAUUCGCGUCCUGGCUCUAGACAAACCGGACAUGCGCAAGGACACCGCUCCCGCGGACCACCCAGUAAUAUGUAACACACAAAUAUUGAAUAUAAAUAUUUUAGUGCUAAUAACAAUUAAAUGCUAAGUACAAUUGAACAUUUUUUUAUUAAAAAAAACAAAAAUAAUUCAAAAAAAAUUAAGCAAAAUUGUAAAUAAAUCGAUUUCAAAGCUUUACUCUCCACCACAAAUACUUGCGCUUUUGAGCUUUCAACCUUUCAGCAAAAUUAACGAAAUCACUCAAUCUUCAACGAGCUUUAUUGUUCAUGAAGUUUUGUUUAUUUGCUUUAAUUAACGAAAA